This is a messenger RNA of Lodderomyces parapsilosis, 1557 nucleotides long. RefSeq names its product NAD-dependent histone deacetylase (gene HST3). NCBI's taxonomy places the organism in Eukaryota, Fungi, Ascomycota, Pichiomycetes, Serinales, Debaryomycetaceae. Gene Ontology annotation, molecular function: NAD+ binding. The transcript has a single exon. Bases 1 to 1557 code for a protein of 518 amino acids. The record is from RefSeq and is a predicted model, not a curated record.
AUGCAUACGAUAAAUCUUGACGACGGCAGCAACAAGAUAUCCGCCGAUUGUUCAAUCAAACUAAACGAAGCCAUUCGCUACAUUUCAAAAUCGAAAAAGACAACAGUAAUCACCGGUGCAGGGAUCCUGUGUAAUGCAGGAAUACCCGAUUUCCGAUCAGAAAAUGGGUUGUACAAUAUGAUUAAGCAUAAAUACCCAAAACAAAUUGUACGAGGACAGGAUUUAUUUGACAUCAAUUUGUUUCGUGAUGAAACGUCAUUGGAAAUAUUUUGUACUUUUAUGGAACGAUUGUAUCAUUAUAGUUUAUUAGCAAAACCAACGGAAUCUCAUAAAUUCAUUAAACAUUUGAAGGAUAAGGGGAAAUUGUUGCGAUGUUAUACGCAAAAUAUAGAUUCUUUGGAGCAAAAUGUUGCCUUGAAUUUGGGGAUCAAUCAGCAAGAUUUUGAAAGUGAACAAGCGCGGGCCGGAAGUUCUGUUGGUGGUAAAUUUCGUCAAUUUUGGAAUAAUUUGGAUGUGGUUCAAUUGCAUGGAAACUUGCACAAAUUAUCAUGUACCAAUUGUUUUGCCGAGUUUGAAUGGAAUAAUGAGUUUCAAUCGAUGUUUAAUCAAGGUGUCAAUCCGGAAUGUACAAAUUGUUACAACAAGUAUCAACAACGAUUAUACGAAGGGAAACGAAUGACUGGCCAUAUUGGUUUACUAAGACCAGAUAUCGUCUUGUAUGGUGAAAACCAUCGACAACUGGAAAUUCUAAGUCAAGGAUUAACCAAUGAUUUGAAAAGUAAACCGGACCUAUUAAUCAUUAUGGGUACAUCUUUAAAAGUUGAUGGUGUAAAGAAACUAGUCAAGAGUUUGAGUAAACAAAUUCAUGAACGUGGAGGUAAAGUUUUGUUUAUAAACAAGACAAGUUUAAAUAAAAUGUGGCAUCAAUAUGUUGAUUAUGAGAUCUUGUGUGAUUGUGAUCAAUUUAUACGUAUAUUGAAGGCAGAAAUACCUGAUUUAUUCUUGACUCAAGAACAAUUGGAUUCUAAAAAGUUGAAAAAUAAAGCUCAUGAAGAGAUUCCUGCGUUUACUGAUGCAUACAAGUUGAUCGUAAAACAGGAAAACGAUGAAGAUACUAAAAUGCAAACAAACGGCAAGAAUGUUCAAGUUAAAUUGGAAUCAGGAUCAGCUGCAGUGUGUUCGUCGUCAUCAUCUACAUCACCAGUACGAAUCAAACAAGAGGUUCAUAAUGAUAUCCCCACUCCACCUGAUACCCCGCCUAAAAAAAGAAAAAGAUCAACGAUGUCUACACAGAGGAAGCAACCGUCAUUGAAACGAGAACCAAAAGUGAAACUAGAAAAGAUUGAAGGGAAGAACAAUGAAGACGGAAGAAAAUUGAAACGAGCAAGAGAUUCUUCUUCCUCUUCCUCUUCUUCCUCCUCUUCUUCAACACCAAAUACAUCUGUUGCUGUAAGUGCUGUCGCAAAUGCUGCUUCGGCGUAUAGGACACCUCAUUCAUCAUUUGAUGGGUCAAUACCGUUGAGGCUGUAUUCGCUGCUGCGAUUGAAUCAAUGUUGA